AUGAACCAGCAGUCCAAGGUUUCGUUCGUCCAGAUGACCCUCAAGAUCGCCUCCCGCCAGCGCUUCGCAGCGUAUUACAGCCGGGGCGGCGCCGGCGGCGCCGGCGCCGGCGCCAACUCGCGCGGGGCGCUGGCAUCGGGGGACCCGGAUGAGGUGCUGGACGUAGUGGAUCACUGGGUGCUCGAGCGCAAGGUUUUUGAUGACAAGGGGGCCAAGGACAAGAUCGACCCGCCGGGCGCGCGGUGGCGGGUCGUGGCGCGGCUGCAGGUGUAA
Messenger RNA from Monoraphidium neglectum, 273 nucleotides. RefSeq lists its product as hypothetical. Bases 1 to 273 code for a protein of 90 amino acids. The transcript has a single exon. Gene Ontology annotation, cellular component: mitochondrion. The record is from RefSeq and is a predicted model, not a curated record. NCBI's taxonomy places the organism in Eukaryota, Viridiplantae, Chlorophyta, Chlorophyceae, Sphaeropleales, Selenastraceae.